Staurois parvus is the source of this 562-nucleotide messenger RNA. The record is from the annotation of a GenBank genome assembly. NCBI's taxonomy places the organism in Eukaryota, Metazoa, Chordata, Amphibia, Anura, Ranidae.
UAGGCCCAGAGAAAGCGUAGAGGAUCAACAAAAAACAGAUCUUCACACAAGAGAAGAAGAGGGCAAACUUCAACCAGUGCGAUGACAGCAGUUUCAGAUCUGAUAGAACUGGAAGAAAGUGUGGAAGAAGUUGUGGAUUUGACUUGUGAAUCCUAUGAGUCUUCUGUUGUCGACCUAACCCACAAUGACUCUGUGGUGCUUGUAUGCAGAGCACCAAGGCCAAAGAGGAAAUGCAGGCCGGGGGUCCUCGCUGGUUUCAAGCUGUAUAUUAAGCAGUGACGAUGAAGAUUCAAGAAAUAAUGACGUUUAUCUCAGUGGCAGUAGAUCCAGUGACUUAACUACUUCAUACAACAGAUCCAGAUCGAGUGCAGGAAAUGUUAGUUGUCCUAUUUGCAUGGAUGGGUAUUCAGAGAUUAUACAAAGCGGACGUCUCAUUGUGUCUACCAAAUGCGGUCAUAUAUUCUGCAGCCAGUGCCUUCGCGAUGCCCUUAAAAAUGCCACCUCGUGUCCGACUUGCCGAAAGAAACUGACACACAAGCAGUACCACCCCAUUUACAUAUGA